AUGCCUUCUGUCACCACUCUCAUUGAUGACAAGGUUCCCCUCAUAAAAUAUGACAAUACGUGGGUAAUGGGCAGUUCUGUGGACCCGCUGGCUGACGAGUAUUAUCUCGGUACAUUCACCAUUAACAAUGUCACCAAUGGCGCUGCAACGUGGUCUUUUAACGGAACUGCAUUCUGGAUAUAUGGUGCCAAACGAAAUAACCAUGGCACCUAUACCGUCACUGUAGAUGGCGCAAGCUAUCCCAACAUUGAUGGAAACUCUACCGUCAAUAUUUUUCAACAAGUACUCUUUAACAAGACUGAACUUACCCAGGGAAUGCACACUAUUGCAUUAACAAACACGGGGACGGGGGGUUUAUACGUAGACAUUGAUUUGAUUGUGUGGCAAUCGGAGGUUGGAGGGGCGAACGAUCAGUUGGUAACUCAAACGGUACAAGAUACAGACCCUAGUUUCCAGUUUCAGGCUCCUGCGUGGAAUACAAAUCCACCUAGCGUCAAUUUUUUCAACAAUGGCACCGGCCACUCCACUAGUACUUAUAAUGCCAGUGUUACCUACACUUUCACCGGUGAUGUGAUAUCUCUAUACGGCACUGUCGGACCGCAAAACGGACCAUAUUCUGUGCAACUGGACGGAGGAGAAGUUGAGACAUUCAACGCCACUGCAUUCAUGUACUAUCCGCAGACCAUGCUAUACCAUGCUGAUAAUCUUGGAUCAGGGAGUCAUCAACUCACAGUUACGAAUCUCCCUGUGCAGAACGGUCAAUAUUUGAAUAUUGACUAUGCUAAGGUCUUGACGUUGUCUAGUAACUUAAACCCUCAGCCAAACCCACAGUCAAGCUCUCAGCCAAGUUCUCAGCCAAGCUCACAGCCAAGCUCACAGCCAAGCUCACAGCCAAACCCCCAGCCAAGCACUAUAGACGCUGCCAGCACCUCAAGUAAAAUUGGUGUUGGACCCAUCGUUGGAAUCGUGAUACCUGCCGUCGUCGCUGUUGCUGCUCUCAUUGCUGCUGUUACGUUCUACCGUCUAUGGAGAGCCGCGCAAAUAUUUAUACAGCAACAUGAUAUUUACAAGGUAGACAGCAGCCUUCAACAUUACGCAGAUCCAGCGUCCAUGGUCUCAGUGCAGCCUACACCUCUUGUCACGAGCGAAACCAGCCUCAUCAGGGCUGAUCCUAUGUCAACCACGGGUUUGAGUACACGCAGGUCCUAUCAACGUGUAGAUCAUGGACAUCAGCUUGCACAGGCUUCUCAGCCACAACGGCCACCACCGCAGGCAACGUCGGCAAUUCAUAAUCGUGCUAUAUCAGAUUCCGAUGUUAUUCAGGAAUCUCGCGUCCCAUUUAGUGACGUCUCGAUUAUCGCCAGUUCGGCUAGUCCCCAACGGUUAUCAUCAAACGGCGCGCUUUUAGAUACUCGUCGUCUCCCAACAGCACCUAUCCCUGGAUCCGAGGACAAGGAUAAUCCAUCUUCAUCAUCAGUAGUUGUUGGACAACUGCCAGUAUCGCAACAUAGCCAGGCCUUGCGGGACGAUAGGACGAAUAAUAGUUUGGUGGAUAGUGAAAUGCCUCCACCGGACUAUCAUGAAGCUACAAGCUGAGGUCAUACUUUCAACUCGAUGGAGCAGACUUGAAAAUUAUUUCCUAGCCUCUAAUUUUUAACUGUAUGGAUCCAUUGAACUCUUUAUGUUAGUAUUGUUAUCCUUGUUGUAUGCAAAACUAGAAUUUGUAUAUUUGACCCAAUGUACU
Messenger RNA from Serpula lacrymans var. lacrymans S7.9, 1744 nucleotides. RefSeq lists its product as uncharacterized. Lineage: Eukaryota; Fungi; Basidiomycota; Agaricomycetes; Boletales; Serpulaceae. The record is from RefSeq and is a predicted model, not a curated record. The transcript has 9 exons. Bases 1 to 1596 code for a protein of 531 amino acids.